Dermatophagoides pteronyssinus (European house dust mite) is the source of this 516-nucleotide messenger RNA. RefSeq names its product 40S ribosomal protein SA-like. The record is from RefSeq and is a predicted model, not a curated record. Lineage: Eukaryota; Metazoa; Arthropoda; Arachnida; Sarcoptiformes; Pyroglyphidae.
GUGGGCGCGAACACCGCGAGCAACAAGAUGACGCCGUACGUGUUCUCGCGCACGCACGGCGGCGUGCACAUCAUUGACAUCGGGAAGACGUUCGACAAGAUCCACCUGGCGGCGCGCAUCUUCGCGGCGGUCAAGAACCCGAGCAACGUGUGCGUGGUCGGAGGGCAGGAGUACGCGGCGCGCGCCGUAAUGCGCUUCUGCCAGCUGACCGGCGCGGUCGCAGCUCCGACGCACUGGGUGCCCGGCACGCUGACGAACCAGAUCACGCGGCAGUUCAUGGAGCCGCGGCUGCUGAUCGUGUGCGACCCGAAGAUGGAUGCGCAGGCGGUGCGCGAGUGCGCGUACAGCAACAUCACUGUGGUGGCGUUCUGCAACACGAACGACAGCCUGAGCUACGUAGACGUGGCGAUCCCGCUGAACCACACGAGCCAAAAGGCACUCGCGCUGGGGCUCUGGGCGCUCGCGCGCGAGAUCAUCCGCGUGAGCGGCUCGCUGCUGCGCAACGAGAACUGGGAC